Triticum turgidum subsp. durum (durum wheat) is the source of this 2301-nucleotide messenger RNA. NCBI's taxonomy places the organism in Eukaryota, Viridiplantae, Streptophyta, Magnoliopsida, Poales, Poaceae. The record is from the annotation of a GenBank genome assembly.
AUGAUAAAGCUGGGGUAUUCUCGGGUUCUUGUUUCUUGCCAUGCUCUUCUCUGCCUUUCGGCGAUUUGGGUGCUGGCCGCGGCCGAUGUACCGGCGGGCCAGCGUCCCGGCUGCCGGACGAAGUGCGGCGACGUCGACAUUCCAUUCCCGUUCGGCAUCGGCGAGGAUUGCGCGUUCAAUUUCAACCCCGGUGUUGAUACCAGCGACACUGGCUUAGAUAUCAGCGGCUUUAAUAUCAACUGCAUGACCAACGCCGGUGGCAUCGAGAAGCCUUUUGUAAGUGCUCCAUUGUCGGGUGAUAUGAUCGAGGUGACUAAUAUCUCUUUGCCUGACGGCAAGGCCUGGAUGAACGCCACGACGAUCUCAUCUCAGUGCUAUGACCCAUCCACUGGCAAUAUUACCGAGCAAAAUGGAGAGGUGGACUUCAACUUAACACCUUUCUGGAUAUCAGAAGUGGACAACGCAAUCAUCGUCAUCGGGUGCUAUACUCUCGGUUAUACGCGGAGCUCUUCUUAUGUAACAGGCUGCGCGUCCUGGUGUAAUAAUAAGUACUAUGACACGACCCUGAAGAAUGACACAUGCAAUGGUUACGGCUGCUGUCAAGCAGAUGUCCCCAAAGACGUACUGAAUUAUUAUGGCUAUUUCAACGAAGACUAUAACACCUCAGAAACAUCGAAAGACGGCAGUCCUUGCAGCUACGUGGCACUCAUAGCAAAGGCGGCUUUCAGUUUCAAAACCAGCUAUCUCAACUCCACAGUAUUCAAUGAUACAUACAAGGCUGGAGUUCCUAUUGUCCUGAACUGGCAAAUAGAAUCGUUGAGUUGCGAGCAAGCUAAGAAGAACAGUUCCUACGCCUGUGUUAGCAGCAACAGUGUGUGCGUGAACUCCACCACCAACGCGCCAGGUUACCGCUGCAAUUGCUCCGAUGGGUACAAAGGCAACCCAUACAUCACCAACGGAUGCCAAGAUAUUGAUGAGUGCCUUGAAAAUGCUACUCUCUGUGGCUCUGGAAUCUGCGAGAACACGUUAGGGCAUUACAGUUGUUCAUGCCACCCAGGAGAUUAUAUGACGAAUGACGGUUGUGUGCAAAAGCAUUUCCUUUUUCCGGCGAUGCCUGUUGUAGGUGCAAGUGUAGGACUUGUCGUUUUUGUGGUUGUUGUAUCAUGUGUCUGCUUGAUCCAAGAGAGAAAACUACAAAACAUGAAAAACGAAUACUUCCGUCGACACGGUGGUCUGAUAUUAUUUGAUGAGAUGAGGUCAACGCAAGGUAUUACAUUCAAAAUAUUCUCGGAAGAAGAAUUGCAGCAAGCCACAAACAGGUUCGCCGAACAACAAGUACUGGGUCAAGGGGGCUAUGGGACCGUGUACAAAGGGUUUCUUAAGGGCAAUGUGGAAGUAGCAGUGAAAAGAUGCAAGACUAUCGAUGAGCAACAAAAGAAAGAAUUCGGUAAAGAGAUGCUAAUCUUGUCCCAGGUCAACCAUAGAAACAUUGUGAAGCUCCUCGGGUGUUGCCUCGAAGUGGAAGUCCCUAUGCUGGUAUACGAGUUUGUCCCAAACGGCACCCUCUUCCAGCUCAUACACGGUGACCAUGGCAUGCGUAUCUCCUUGGCUACUCGCUUGGGGAUCGCUCACGAGUCCGCCGACGCUCUCGCCUACCUUCACUCAUCAACUUCGACACCGAUCCUCCACGGUGAUGUCAAGUCCUCCAACAUUCUUCUUGACAUGGACUACCAAGCUAAAGUUUCUGACUUUGGUGCCUCCAUCUUGGCACCAAUUGAUAAGUCUCAAUUCAUCACACUGGUACAUGGAACAUGUGGGUACCUCGACCCGGAGUACAUGCAAACCAACCUGCUAACGGACAAGAGCGACGUGUACAGCUUUGGGGUUGUUUUGUUGGAGCUACUCACGGCCAAAUUGCCAUUUAAUUUCAAUCCGGAUGUCCCUGCCCACGAGAAGAGCCUAUCGAUGAUGUUUAUGUAUGCCAUGAAGGAGAAUAAGCUCGACCAGAUCUUGGAUGUUGAGAUCAAGGAUGGGGAUAACACAGAGAUUCUUGAAGAGAUCGCAGAGCUAGCGAUGCGUUGCUUAGAGAUGUGUGGUGACAAUAGGCCAUCGAUGAAAGAAGUUGCGGAGAAGCUUGAUAGUUUGAGGAAGGUGAUGCAACAUCCAUGGGUGCAUCGGAACCCUGAAGAGAUGGAAUGCCUACUUGGGGAGCCCUCGUCAAUGGUCAGCUCAACAAUAACAAGUACUGAAUAUUUCAGCAUCGAGAAGGAAGCUGUUAAUAGUCAGCAGUCAGGUCGUUAA